AUGCAGUUCACCAACAUCAUCCUUGCUCUCAUGGCCACCACCGUCGCCGUGGCCGCUCCUGCCGCCGGCGAGAAUACCCUCGCGCGUCGGGUCGACUGCCCCAAUGGCUGGUCUGUGUGCGGUGAGUGCAAUGGCACCUCCUGCAAGGUGGCAGGCACGGACCGGGUUUGUGAGGAGGGAAGUUGCACCUCGCAAAGCGGUGCCGGAGACGGAACCAUUUGCGGCAAUCCUGAUCCUUUUGCCGUCAAGAUGAUCUGCCCUGGCAAGUCUGGUUAG
This is a messenger RNA of Aspergillus candidus, 276 nucleotides long. RefSeq lists its product as uncharacterized. NCBI's taxonomy places the organism in Eukaryota, Fungi, Ascomycota, Eurotiomycetes, Eurotiales, Aspergillaceae. The coding region runs from base 1 to 276 and encodes 91 amino acids. The record is from RefSeq and is a predicted model, not a curated record. The transcript is spliced from 4 exons.